Molecule: messenger RNA, 8907 nt
Organism: Penaeus vannamei (Pacific white shrimp)
Lineage: Eukaryota; Metazoa; Arthropoda; Malacostraca; Decapoda; Penaeidae
Source: RefSeq, a predicted model, not a curated record
GUGUGUGGUAGCAGUAGGACCUAUGGUGCUCUUCGUGAGAGAAACACGUGUGUUACAAUCCCUUGCCUUGUGCCGUGGCCUUUCAAAAAGGAGGAAAAACUUUGUGAUAUAACCUGCGCGGGAUAACUGUGUUUGCGCCCUUCGCUGUCUGUGUCGAGUUUGAGAAUGAAAGUUAUGUGAGGGAAGAAAAAUAGUGCUAGUGAGGCGAAAAUUGUUUAGUGUGCUGUCACGGGUCCCGAAAAGCACAUCAUCAGCAUCUCGGUCCUCUUGUGAGUCUGACCCAUAGUCAUGGAUGUUAAUGGUGCAGGCUUCACGUGCUUAAUGGGGGGAUAACAAGCUCCGUUGUGAACUUUCGGAAAGCAACGUCGAUGUAAUUAAUUAUUCACGCUCGACCAAACAGAUUGGCGAGGGGCGUGACAUACCAUGCACUCCACCAUCUUUAUCGAUUGUCACUAAAAAUGCAUGGUGACCUUUUGGUGCUGCCUUAGAGGAGGGCUAGAGAGGUUGUGAGGCCUGCACGCCGCACGCGACAGUUGUCAUACGAACAGCUUUUCAGGGUGAAUUGUACACGAGCUCAGAGUGACUAACAACUUGUUUACGCUAUUUUAAACGUAUCAGAAGUGAGAAUAGUAGUACAACCAAGUGAAUGUAAAAUAGCCCAGUACCACAAAUAACGUAUGGGAACAUCAGCACAUUUACAAAGCAAAAUGUGUGAUGAUGUAAACAUAGGCGAGAGGUCGUGUCUAGGUCGUGCAUUUGUGUGCUUGUGUUGUGCCAGCGCGUGUGGGCUGGUAAGGUGACGCUGCAGCUGAGUGGGAUGGUGCAGGUCCUGGCAUCAGCAUGAAGGAGAAGUGUGAGGGAGAGAGGGCGACCCAGGCAGGGGAGGCCAUGGCGCUGUCCAGGGCUGCUGCCGCUGCCGCCUCUGGUGCCGGAGCGCCUCCCCGCGACCCCGAUAACGUGAACGGCAACUCUUCCAGGGACUUCCAGCUUCAGACAUCACGUGGUGGUCCUCGUCUCAUCACCAUCAGCAGAACUGACCACGGCUUCGGCUUCACUUUGCGCCACUUCAUCGUAUAUCCUCCUGAGCUCUCGGAGCUGCUGGCCGACCAUGGUGGGCCCGCGGCGUCGUCCCUGUCCUCCCUCGAACCCCUCGACACCAUCUUCGUCAAAAACGUGAAGCCUGGCAGCGCCGCGCACCUGGCCGGCCUUAGGACAGGUGAUCGUGUUGUAAGUGUAAACGGGGAGAGUGUUGCUACCCAGAGCUACCAACAGGUUGUGAGCACCAUCCAGCGUUCUCCACCUGUGCUCCAGCUUAUGGUAGUGCCCAGGGAAGAGGACCUUUUGCAGCAGGUUUUUGGGGAGACAGCACACAACCCAGAAAGCAACUUAGAUGUAAGAAUGCCAACACCCAGCCCUGGCCACAUACCUCCACAGCAAUCUAGCAGGCAGCAUAUUCCACCGACAAACUUUUCACACUCGCCUUUGGGAAUACCUCAAUAUCCACAGAAUCUUUCUCCAUCUGCGUGGUCGUCACAGUCAUCUCUAACUUCACAUAUAUCUAACAUGUCAACUGGUCCUCAUCCACCACCAGUUAUGGUGGUCCAUCCACCAUUUCACCAGCGACCGCAUCAGGCAUCUGUGAUCCCUCCACCCCAUGGUGCACACAUCCCCAUUCACCCUCACCAUCAGCAAACCACAACCCGUCAAAACCAGGCAAAUGUACAAUAUAGAGCAGGACCUCGAAAGCAUUCUCUAGCAAGUGCAGGGGAUGCCAAGAAGUCGACAGUGGGUAGUGUCAAUAGAAAACAGUCCUUACCAAUGGUGGUAGAUAGAAAACAAGCUGUGUAUACCAUUCAAAAUACAAUAUCUGGAGUGCCUCAUCAUGUGCCUUCUCCACCUGGUAAUCAAAGUUCUUUGCCUACAAGUACAAAUGCUACUGGAACUGCCCCUCAAGUAGCAACAAGCGAACAUGCCAGUGCUUCUGUGUUUGGUGUUUAUGAACCUAUUUUAGAUAGAGCUGUUGGAAGAGGAAGUUUUAGGGACAGCAGAAGACUAGAACGUGAUCCUGAUGGGCGGAUAUAUGAAGUUGUCCAGACCAGAGUAGUGGAAAGUAAAUUCAAUACUGGUGACAGUGAUAAGAAAGAAAGUGGUAGACAAAAUAAAGGACACCAUUCAAACCAGGGAACUCACGUAGGGCGGAAAGCAUCAGUUGGAGAUGCUGAUGUUAAACGUGUUCGUGUUCAGUCACUCUCUCCUCCAAGACUGAAAGUAGAUCAAAUUCAUGCACGAAGUGCAAGUGUGAAUACUCGACCUGAAGCCUUGAAUAAUAAUGGUGUCAAUGAAGGAAGUAUUCAUGGUAGUCACCAAAGUCUCAAUAGCACAAAAAGUGAAGGGAAGAACACAAAUCGCCAAAACUCACAUUCUAGGAAAAGCUACUCAGAACCAAUUUCUAGUAAUAAGGAAAAUUAUAUGACUGAUGACAAAACAACUCAAGAGGUAAUAGAGAGAAUCAAGAAGGACACAGAAAGGAAAGAGGAGUUUUUACGAAGACCUAAUCAGCCUAUUUGGCUUCCUGCCAGCAAAAGCCCUGUCAUUCACAGUGACUAUCAUGUAAAUCCACAAAAAUUUCAGCGUCCCAUAUGGCCUCCGCCUGGAGCUCAGACCCCUCCUUCACCAGGAGCUAUCACUAAGGCGCUCACAUUCAUUGUUGCACCAAAACAAGACCAUUCUCAUUUACGGAGGGUAAAGUCUGAGAUUGAGCAGAGGCAAAAUUCUAUUGACAAUAGUUCAAGUAUGAGAGGAAGUAGUGUCCCAGCUGGUAGUAAUCUAAGUGAGAGCUCAAUAGCAGGUCAAGAGAUGGAUGGGACACCUGAGGAUGAACACUCUAAGCAAAAUUUGCCUGUAGCUCAAGGUGCUUCUGGUGCAUUACCUCGUUCUUUGGUGGUCAAUGCUGUUCCCAAACCAUAUGUUGGAAGUGCUUCUGAGGCUAACCCUGCAAAUUUGAGAUUUGGAAAGUCCUUCACAACGACUCUCUCUCGUAUUCAGGAAAAUAUCCCCAUACCAGAAUAUGGUUCAUCGUCAUCCCUCACAAGUCAAGGUCAGACAAGUAGUAAACAGGGAGAUACUUCCCAGGGUGUCACCCCUGGGGGUACUCCAAGUGGUAGUCAAACUUCUCUAAAUUCUGCAAGUCUUCGAUCCAUACCUUUAGCAUGGGUAGGCGAUAAUGAGCGUAUAAAGCAGCUUCAGAUUGUAUCCCGAAGAGCUAAGCAGUUUGAAAGUAGUCAGUUGGAGAAAGAAGCAUCUGCUAAGUCUGCAUUCCACCGCUUUGAGCUUUCUCGCCUGUCUCAACGCUCAAAGAUCCCCAAUGUAGCUCAGAGGAAACAAGAAUUUGAGACCAAAGACCAAUUACCACCUGGUUUUGACUUUGAAUUUGGCACACACUUCAAUAACACACCAAGGCAGCGUAAGAGUGCAGAAUUAAUGAAAGGUGACCUGGUCUGUCAUGAGAUGUCUCCUUCACCUCCUAAGGUGUUUAGAUCUCUCUCUGACGGAGGUAAUGUGUUCCCUGUCAAUAGGAGGCUCUACUCGCCAACAGCAGAAGAGGGUGUUAAAACUGCGACAGUGUCAGAAGCUGGUGUUGUGAGACGGGUUGCUAUAAAUCGCACCAUACCUGUCGGUGGUCCUCAUAUACAUUGUGAACCACCACCUCUUUAUGGUUCUUCUCACAGGCCUCAGAGUGACCCAGAUGUUUUGGAGAGGGAACGAUCCAAUUCAGUUUGCUCACAGGUAUCUAUGACGAGUCUCUUAUCGACACAGUCCAUGGACGAAACGGGCAGUAGUCGACAAAAGACAGUAGCUCGUCAGAAUUCUUAUCUCAGUGCUUUGCGGUCGCCCCUUCAUGACGGAGAGCUAGCGAAGAAACCCGGCGAUCCUAAACCGCCAUCAUCAUCACCCAUCACCGAGACCAGCACCCCCUCAUUCCCCCAACCUGCGACCACCACCACACCCACUGGUGGCCACGCCCUCCGCCCAAAACGCCCAACCUUCUUGCCAAUCAAGAACCAUGCUCGUCCCGCUCUCUCGUCCAAUGACAAGCCGUCCCCGAGCCGUGUUGGCAGGGGAUUGGAGGAGAGAACGCAUGAGUCCCUCUCUCUUUAUGCGAGCACCAAUCAGAAAGCACAUCCUUCCUCGGCACUCAGCAGCCUGCCCAAUAGCAUGUACCAGUUUCCAGCAGUGGCAUCGUCGCAGGCACAUACCCCGGGCGCGGGCGGGGGAACGGGCGUGCCUGGGGGUGCAAUGGUGACCUCGGCAUCAACGCCCACCGCGGCCACCACCAGCGCCCCCACCACCACCACGACCGCCUCCGCUACCGAAGCCUCGUCCGCCACGACGGUCGCCCGCAGGAACAAGGCUGUGUAUGAAGACGAGGGCGAGCGGUUGGUGCGGCGGGUGUCGUACCUGAAGGCCACCUCCGGGGACCGCAUGUACUCCGACUCCGAACUCGACUCCGACACCGACGACAAGUCUGGUUCUCGGGGCGAGGGACUCGAGGGCGUGGUGGCAGACGGGGGCGUGGUGUCGAGAGUGGGCACCCCCGUGACCCCAGGAGGACCCCUGUGCGUGGGAGACCUGCCCUCCCCUGCCUCCCUCCAGUCUGCCAUCCUCAGGCAAGGGUCGCUGCACGUCAAGCUCACAAUGGUCGACGGCAAGAGAGCGGGCGACAGGUCGUGGAAGACAGUAUGGGCGGUAGUACAAGGACACGCCCUCAUCUUCUACAAGGACCGCCAGCAUGCCCUGCAGACGCCCUUGGGUGUAGAGGACCAGAUCUCCCUGCGUGGCGCCGAAGUGGAAGUAGCGAGCGACUACACCAAGAGGCGGAAUGUGCUGCGCCUGGCCACGCCGGGCGGGUCGCAGCUGCUGCUCCAGGCCGACACUCCGCCGGAGAUGCUGGCUUGGCUCUCCACUCUGCAGAAUAACUGUGCCAUACAGGAAGGAGAGGCAUGCAGCAAAACCCCCAUGAACAAUAACAACGUAUCGCCGCAGACUAGCAACAAGGCGAUGCGGAAACUGACCUCGUCACUGCGAACGCGCUCGCCCACCGGGCAGUCGCCGUCGACCAAGACCCGAAAGCCUAGCAGCGUCGAGAGCAAUUCUUCACCUAAGUCUAAGACUUGGAGAGGCAAUCUUGUAAGACCCUUCAUGAAGAAGAUCCAAGGUGGCUCCCCUGCCAUCACCCCUACCACCCCCCAUCCAGAGGGUGCAACAAUAGGUGUAUGCUUAGAAGAUUGCCCACAAUCAGAAGAAAAUGAAUUUGUUCCACUAUUGGUGGCCCUCUGUGUCAGUGUUGUGGAGACCAGAGGUUUACAAACUCAGGGCAUCUAUCGUAUCCCAGGAAAUAAAGCAGCAGUAACACAUUUAACCGAGAUGAUCAACAAGGGACCCAAAGCUAUUGACUAUAGUGACCCAAGAUGGUCUGAUGUGAAUGUGAUCUCCAGUAUGUUAAAGCAGUUUUUCCAGAAGUUACCAGACCCGCUUUUUACCUGUGAUCUUUAUCCACUAUUCAUUGAAGCCAGUAAAAUAGAGGAUCCAAAUCAGAGGUUAAUGGAGCUCAGGAGAUUGGUACAAGAAUUACCUGAUCAUCACUAUGAGACACUCAGAUUCCUUAUGCUUCACUUAAGUCAUAUUGUCAGCAACAGUGAGUCUAACAAAAUGGAUGUCCGAAAUUUGGCCAUUGUGUUUGGACCAACACUAGUUCGCUCAGGGGACGACAACAUGAUCACCAUGGUUACAGACAUGUCACAUCAGUGCAAAAUUGUUGAGACAUUGAUAGGCCAAGCAGCUUGGUUUUUUAAUGAUGAUGAUGGAGAAGAAGUAAUUCCACCAUCUCUAAGUCCAUCUGUUUUACAAAGUUCUGCAAGUGAUUCAUUAUCACCUACCAUGGAACCUGAAACACCAUCUAGCCAAGCACUACUUCUUCACAACAUUCAGAAAGUUGAAGGUGCAAAGGGAGACUUGAAGAAGGAUAUUGUUUCUUCCAUCAUUUCAGCAGCAAAUAGGAAAGUUCACAAAGUGAAAUAUAAAAAGCCAGUUGAUGACAAGCCAGUAGAUGAUAUUAAAUAUAGUGAUAAGGAAGGAGGUUUUGAAGAAAGAGAUAUUGAUAAGGAAGCAGAAUUAAGAAAGCAAAGAUUAUUAGCUAAACAGAUUGAAAGUAUGGUUGAACUACCAGAUCCAAAACCAAUGAGUGAACGUAAGAUCUCAAAUAUGAGCUUAAUGAGUGUUCAUGGUCAUCCUUCUAGUAUGUCUAGUUUAACACAGAGUAGCGAAAGGACUAGUGCCAGUGAACAGGGAAAGCACAGUUUACCUGAACAGGAUGGUCGUCUGUUUUGUGUUAUCAAGAAAGAUGCGUUAUCUUCUAGCACACCACCACCCCCCGGUAGUAGUUCUGUCAUAGCUCCCUCCUGCCAACAAUCUAGUCAGCUGACAACACCAGAGACAUCCUCCCUCUUUGGAGAUGAAGUAGCUAUUCGUUCUUAUGCUGGCCUCAGUGCUAGUACUCAGGAACGAAUCAGGCGAUUUGAAAUGGAGACACGAGCUAUGCUUCACCGUGACCUGACUAAACACAGAAGAGAAACAGAAAGGAGAGAUGUGGAGAGGAGAAGACUAGAGGAACUCUGGCAGCGAGCUAAGCAGGACAUGGAAUCAGAAGAUAUCCUUGACCAGUUAGCUGACAACCCAACAGAGGUUGUGCGCAAGAUUUCUGACUACUCAUGGCGGCUUCAAGGGCUCAGUGAGAGUAUGGGUGGGGACCAAGGAUCACUAACUUCCCAGAGUUCCAGCACAAGUUCCCAGACUGGUCUCAUCUCAGCAGCCCUCUCUCACCAUCCCCUCUCUAACACUUCACUCACACCCACCACUAAUGCUACCACCCAGGUUAUAAAUGGUCCAGAAAUGGGAAUGCCACGAUGUGGUUCCUUAGACUCAUUACGUGAUGGUUCACAUAUACCCCAUGAUGAUGGUAGUGAUUUGCUGAGCGCCAUCACUGCCACAUUUGAGGAGAAGAUGAGAAGCCUUCAGGAGUCUCCCUUGGGUUUGGUGACUCCUUUGUCAGAGGACGCCACCCCUAGCCCAUCCACCUCCCCUGAGGCAGGUCAGCCAAAUGACUGUACCACCAGAGGGAAAUCAGAGUGUCGUCUAUACCGCGAUCCUUCCCUGCACCGCCGCCGCACUAAUCCCCGUAAUCCCUCUGCCAACACUAGCACAAACUCCACUGCUGUCAACACCACUCCCACCACUACCAUAUCUCAGGUAGAGGAUGCCAGUCCGUCUGUUAAAUUAUCUGAGGGUAGUAAUAAAUUAAAUGAAGAUGUGACCAGAGAAGUAAAAGUCAAAAGAUCAGACUCACUCACCAAAUCAGAGAAAACAGAAAAUAAUCUUAAAGAAAAGACAGAAAAGAGGGCCAGAGAGCUGAAGAGGACAGAUACUCAGGAAAGUUUAAAUGAGAAAAAACCAAAGGAAAUGAAAAGAUCAGAUGGCCAGGAUGGCUUAGGAAGGUCACGUGACUUGCCAAGGAAAUCAGAGUCCAGAGAAAAUUCCACCGCUUCUGCAAGAAGAAGUUCUGAUGUUCGGAGUAGACGGCAUAAUGUGAAAGAGCUGAAGGAAAAAUUUGAACAGAACACAGACAGCCAACCAAGUAGCAAUCCCAUGAAGUCAUCAAAUAGUAAUCAUUACAAUAAUAUCAGCAGCAGUAGCAAUAAAACUAGUAAGUCUAGCAUGCGGCGAUCAGGUUACCGUGGACACAUCAAAAGACGCCAUACUGUAGGAGGCACGAAGGACUUAGCCAAGUGGGCGUGGUUACAUAGUGGGGAAAUGUCUAGAAGUAGUCCCCGUUCUACUCGUCUUUCAGCAUGGGAGCGAUUGCAACCACUUGUGGCAGAUGAGAGGUUGAACACUGACAGGUCUUUAGAAGCAUGGUUAGCCCGUGAACGUAUAAGGACAUCUUCACCUGACUUAUCUAGACCACAGCAAUUAGUUCUUCCAUGUGACAUGGAUGAUAAGGAAAACCUUCAUCGUCGCCUAAGUGUCCAGGAGGCUGUCCUGAAUCCACUGUAUCCUGUGCUGGAGAGUCAUGUGUAAAUGGUGUCUGGGACCUAAGUCCUUAUCAGUGUUUAGGUUACUCUUUUCAUCUGAUCCAAUACCUAUUAAUUGUGCUGAAAAUAUAUUUCCUCUAAUACAAACAGUUAGGAAUGUUUAAGUGUUGGAUUCUAAGAAGGGUAAUGAACAGUGCUGUGAUUUUUAUCUCUUUUAAGUCUUCUAAACGAGCAUAUCACUGUAUAUAGAAAUAUAUCAAACUUGUGAACUUGACCUGUACAGUUUAGAUGACUAAACUCAUCCUGUAUAUAAAGUUUAUAGAUACUAGUUAAUAAUUCAUUGCAUUUUCACCUGUAUAAUAUUCAAAUAUGAAUAUAUGGGAUAAAUACUAUAGAAUUUUAUAGCUUUGUAAAUAUCAUGCCAGUCUUGCUAAGCAAGAUAUUCAUGUUGCAUGGAUAUGAAAGCUACAUUUGUCUGCCAAUUUUCAUGUAUGCUGCAAACAUUUCAUCAAAAAUGUAUAGUAUAUCAGAGAUUAAAUAUCAUUUUAUAAUUAAAUACUAUUAAAAUGGUUGCAUGUUGACUGAAAGAUGUAGGUAUUCACAUAUAAAAUGUCCAGUACAAUAUUAAUAAUUGGCAUAAAGUAAUACCUCAUAAUUGAAGUUCAAUCAUGUAAUUUCAUAUCCUUCAUUAUUCUGCAGAUAGUAAGAUGUUGACAGAUGCAUUAUCCUAAGAAGUCAUUGUAUUAUAUUGUUACAGUGGCUUACUGUUGAAGCCUUAUAACCUUUAUUUCUGCUGAAUAAAUAAUGCUCUGUUUUUUCA